This is a messenger RNA of Sorex araneus (European shrew), 3397 nucleotides long. It is a transcript of the gene PPP1R18, whose product is annotated as protein phosphatase 1 regulatory subunit 18. Lineage: Eukaryota; Metazoa; Chordata; Mammalia; Eulipotyphla; Soricidae. Bases 722 to 2542 code for a protein of 606 amino acids. The record is from RefSeq and is a predicted model, not a curated record. Gene Ontology annotation, molecular function: phosphatase binding. The transcript is spliced from 4 exons.
CAACCUGUUACCUCUGCGACACCUCCCGACUCCCUGGACCAGUCAGCAAGUUUGCGGGCAGCGGCCGCUGCAGCAGGCAUCUCCUUAGAAACCCCCGCCCCGCCACAAGCCUUGCUCUCGAACCCCAGUUUUGAUCCUUCUCCCACUCUGUUGGGGUGUCGUCGGGUCCGCGCGGCGGUCAAAUAAACUCCCGCUUGGUUUUCCGACACUUGGAAGCGGUCCCGAGCGUCUCCGGCCGCAGAGCUGCCGCCGGGGGCUCGACCCGGGGCCGGGACCGCGCCCUCUGGCGACCGCGGGCGGCGGUCACUCUCCGGCAUCCCCGCGCCCCUCGUCUCCCCGCUGAGGCCGCUUGGGGGGGUCCCGGGUGUGUGUGGGGGGGGGCAGCGCCGCGCCCCGCGCCCGCCGUAACAAAGGCGCCCGGAGCGCGGGGACCAGGGCAGGGCGGGCCGCUCCCGGCAGCUGCGCUUCCUCCCCGCUCCCUCGGGGGCCUGAGUCACGGGCCGCCGCCCUGCCGGGGCGGGCUGCGGGGUCUGGACCUCCGGGUCCCCCGGGGCCGGGCGGAGGGAACCACCGGACAGCGCCUAGGGGUCCGCGGGGGCGAGGCCCCGCCCCUCCCGGGCUCGGCCCGGCGCCCCCUUCGCUCUCCCCAUUGUCCUCAGACAAAGCGGUCGCCGCCCCCCGCCCGGCCCCCAGUGCUCCGCACCCUCAGCCCCGGGACAUCAUGGCCACCAUGCCUGACUGGAAGCUCCAGCUGCUAGCCCGGCGCCGGCAGGAGGAGGCGGCCAUUCGAGGUCGGGAGAAGGCCGAGAGGGAGCGGCUGUCCCAGAUGCCAGCCUGGAAGAGGGGGCUCCUGGAGCGUCGCCGCGCCAAGCUGGGCGUGUCUCCUGGAGAGCCGAGCCCUGCGCCUGGGACGACUGAGGCUGGCCCUCCCGCCCCAGACGAGCCGGCGGUGCUCCUGGAGGCCAUCGGGCCGGUGCACCAGAAUCGAUUCAUCCGGCAGGAGAGGCAGCAGCAGCAGCAGCAGCAGCAGCAGCAGCGGGCCGAAGAACUCGCCGAGCGGAGGCCUGCGGAGCGGAAAGCCAGCCCCGGGGAGAGUCGGGAUCAGAGCCCCAAGGGAAGAGAAUCUAGAGAGGAAAGGCCGUCUGCCAGGGGGGCCAGAGAGAGCGGCCUAGGGCCAGGGGGAGCGCGAGAGUCGAGCCCCCGGCCUUCCGAGCCCCGGGACUGGAGGCAGAGCCCCGGAGAGGCUAGAGACCAGAGCUCCAGGUUGGCCGAGGCCUCCAGGAGGCUGAGCCCCGGGGAAGCCCCGGAGAGGCUCCUGAGAGCAGCAGAGCCCCAAGAGCAAAGUCCCCAGAGAAAAGAAGGUGUCGAAAAUAGACUGAGUCCCCCGGGGCUUGGCGACCAGAAGUUGGGCCUGCCCGAGGGCCAGAAAUGGAGGCCGGACUCCGGAGAGGCACCAGAACAAAGUUUGGUACAGCUGGAGGCUCCUGAGUGGAGGCGGAGACUGGGCGAAGCCGGCAGAGACUGCCUGGAGGAAUGUGGGAGCCGAGCCGAGCUGCAGGGUGCCAGGGUCCCCCCGGGAAGCUGCCCGGGGCCCUCCGAGGCCCCGACACGGGAAGGACCGGAGCACCUCGCUAGCCGAGCGGAGGAGGCAGCGGAGCCGAGGCCCAGCCCUGUGGAGGAUGGUGACAAGGGCCUGAGGCUGACCGAGGGGUGGAAAUGGACCCUGAACUCUGCGAAGCUUCGAGAAUGGACACCCAGGGACACGGAGACUCUGAUUCCGCAACCAGAACCUCCGGAGAAGCACGUGGGGCUGGGGGGACCCCGCAGAGGAGAAGCUGAGGAGGCGGGGGCUGGGGUUCAGAGCAGGCCUCUGGGCACCCCACAGAGCCCCAGCUCCGCGCCCGCCCCCCUCCCUGCAGAGGAUGCUGGGCCUCGAGGCCCGAAGCAGCAGGAAGAGGAAGCAGGGGCCCUCCGGCCACCCCCAUCAGCGCCUCUCUCUCCCGCACCCCCAGCCCCUCCUGCUCCCCAGCCUCCUGGGGAUGCCCUCAUGAGCCGCCUGUUCUAUGGGGUGAAGCCAGGGCCCGGGGUGGGAACCCCCCGCCGCAGCGGACACACCUUCACCGUCAACCCCCGGCGGUCCGUGCCCGCCGCGGCCCCCGCCUCCCCAGCCAGCCCGGCCUCAGCGGAUGCAGCCGCGCCCGGGGCCGGCAAGAAGCGGUACCCAACUGCAGAGGAGAUCCUGGUCCUCGGGGGAUACCUCCGCCUCAGCCGCAGCUGCCUGGCCAAGGGGUCCCCUGAGAGGCACCACAAACAGCUCAAGAUCUCCUUCAGCGAGACAGCCCUGGAGACUACGUACCAAUACCCGUCCGAGAGUUCGGUGCUGGCGGAGCUGGGCCCGGAGCCCGAGGCCCCCAGCCCCCCCAACCCCCCAGCUGCGCAGCCCGACGACGACGAGGAUGAGGAAGAGCUGCUGCUGCAGCGGGAGCUCCAGGGCGGGCUGCGCACCAAGGCUCUGUUCGUGGAUGAGUCCUGCCGUAGGUGACCCUCUUCCCACCUGGGGCUCUACCUCACUCCUUCCAGAACUGAAGAGCCGAGAGCCCCGAAGAUUCAGAGCAGACGGACCCUGAGAAUGAGCCUUGCAGGGAAGGGCGACCGAGGUCUUCCCACUUGUUUUCCUCCUCCUGUUUCCUGAGGGCAGUUGCCCCAUUCCCACCCUCACCCCGGGUCACUGGGGUGGGGGUCACACUGGUGUGUGCUGGCGUGUCCUGGAGUGAACACGAGCCCUGGGGGGAGCACCGGUCAUGAGGGCAAGGGUGCAGGUGGAGCACCCCUCCAUCUCCGCGGGCGCAGCUCACCUUCCUCGCAGCACUUCUGACUCUUCACCCGCCAGGGGCUCUCUGCCAUCAGCACUCAUGUCCCCCUGAGUGGCCUGGCCCCCACUCACACCCAGGCACCCCGUCCUGUCCAGUGUCACUGGCCCUCUGUUUACAGCUCCCGCCUCCCCCCUGCCCACACCACCCGCUCCCAGCGCCACCUGCCAAAGUCCCACGUUUACAAGCCAUGCCUACUUGCCCCGUCCGUGUGGACUCCUCUGCCCUGUCUCCUGCUGUCGCCUCACUGGAGUGACUGCGGUGUGGCUUCCUCCACGUUUGCUCAGUAUUUCUGAGUCUCGGCUUUCUCCAAGAGGGAAGGCUGUGUGCAUCUUAACUGUCUCCCCUUUACGGUUAUUUAAUUCUGUUCCCUCUCGUGAGUCACGAUCGAAUUGAAUCGUAAGGUGUGGGGUGGCGAACACGGCACCUCAACUUCCCCCGUUUCUAUAUUGUUGUUAAUUGCCCAGUUUUUGAUGUUUUUUUUUUUUUUAUUAACUUUCUAUAAUAAAAUGGAGCUUUCUCCAAGA